Molecule: messenger RNA, 1619 nt
Organism: Leptidea sinapis
Lineage: Eukaryota; Metazoa; Arthropoda; Insecta; Lepidoptera; Pieridae
Gene: Alg7
Product: UDP-N-acetylglucosamine--dolichyl-phosphate N-acetylglucosaminephosphotransferase
Exons: 5
Coding region: 192-1412 (406 amino acids)
Biological process (GO): protein N-linked glycosylation; dolichol-linked oligosaccharide biosynthetic process
Cellular component (GO): membrane
Molecular function (GO): UDP-N-acetylglucosamine-dolichyl-phosphate N-acetylglucosaminephosphotransferase activity
Source: RefSeq, a predicted model, not a curated record
AAUUUGAUUGAAAUCUGAGAAGAUUUGAUAAUUUCGUGAUAAGUUUGAAUACGUUUGUCUUUUAGAUAUAAUUACUAUAAAGUAUAAAAGUGCUUUAAGUUUUUCAUAAUCAUGCAGUACUCACACUGCAUUUAUAUAAUGGCAAUCUUAUAACCAGCAGUUAUAGGAAUAUUUUUUAAACUCUAUAGUUGAUGGACUUUAUUUAUUUACAUACGAUGUGGAUAUUAAUAAUAUUAACAUUUAUAUCUUCAGUGGCUUAUUUCAUAACUGAUGAACUCAUACCAAAAUUAAAAGAGUUAUUCAUUAAAGCUGGCCUUUAUGGCAUUGAUUUGUGUAAGACUUCAAAGGAUAAAGUACCAGAAGCUCUUGGAGUUGUUUCAGGAUGUACAUUCCUAGUCACAAGUUUCCUAUUUAUACCAAUAGUUUUUGGUAAUAACUUAAUGGAUGUGAAAAGUUUUCCACAUAGUGAGUUUGCAGAGCUACUAGCAGCAUUGCUGUCUAUAUGCUGUAUGCUAUUGCUGGGAUUUGCUGAUGAUGUUUUGGAUUUACGAUGGAGAUAUAAACUUUUGUUACCAACAAUAGCAUCACUACCUUUGCUUGUUGUGUAUUAUGUGAACUUCAAUUCAACUACAAUCAUUGUUCCCAUUCCGUUACGACAGAUACUGGGCACUACAAUCAAUAUUGGAUUUGUAUAUUACAUAUACAUGGGCAUGUUGGCAGUGUUUUGCACGAAUGCAAUAAACAUUUUAGCUGGAAUAAAUGGUCUUGAAGUGGGGCAGUCAGUUAUAAUAGCUUCAUCCGUUAUAAUAUUUAAUAUAUUAGAACUAGGAGGUGACCAGAGUAAAGCUCAUACCUUCUCCCUCUAUGUAAUGAUACCCUACUUAUUUACAACAUUACCUUUGUUGAAACAUAAUUGGUAUCCUUCAAAGGUGUUUGUUGGUGACACAUUCUGUUACGUAUCUGGAAUGACUUUUGCUGUAGUCGCUAUACUGGGCCAUUUUAGUAAAACAGUUUUACUAUUUUUCAUACCUCAAAUAUUUAAUUUUAUAUAUUCUGUUCCACAAUUAUUUCACAUCAUUCCAUGCCCUAGACAUCGAUUGCCGAAGUAUUGUGCCGAAACAGAUUUAUUACAAACAAGUGUAACUGUUUUAAGUAAAAAAGAUCAAGAUAAUUUGUUAACUAAAUUUGUGUUAAAGGUUUUUAAGCUGUUAGCUAUAGUAAAUAUUAAUGAAAAUAAUGAAUGCAUUUAUAUGAACAAUUUAACAAUAAUAAAUUUAUUUUUGGUUAAGUUGGGACCUACUUCUGAAGUAAGUCUUACGAAAAGAUUAUUAUGUUUACAAAUAAUUUGUUCCUGUUUUGCAUUUUUAAUAAGAUAUCCAUUGGCAUCAUAUUUUUAUAAUAUUAGCUUGUAAAAAAGAUACAACAAGCCUACAAUUAUUGGCUGUAAAUAUAUUUAUACCAAAGUGCACAUAUUAUGUUAUAUUAUUAAGAAAUGUUUUGUAAAUGUAUUUAUAAAAAUAUUGUGUGGGUACCUACACAAUAUUUACGUUUUUUCGUGCAUAAGAAACCAAAUUAAGACACUUUUGCCUAUAAAAUAAAAUACGAUAUUUUAACUGAAA